Octodon degus (degu) is the source of this 836-nucleotide messenger RNA. Its product is annotated as ras-related protein Rab-1A-like. NCBI's taxonomy places the organism in Eukaryota, Metazoa, Chordata, Mammalia, Rodentia, Octodontidae. The record is from RefSeq and is a predicted model, not a curated record. Gene Ontology annotation, molecular function: GTP binding; GTPase activity.
GCAGCUGCCGAUUGUGUUCUAAGGGGACGGAGUGGGGAAAGACGUCUGCUCUGCUGGAACAGCCUAUCUCAUUCCUUUCUUUCGACUGCCCGUGGCGCGGAGAGUCGGGGAGGCGGCUGCGGCAGCAAGGGUGGAGGUGGCAGCGGCGGCAGCUGCAGUGACAUGUCCAGCAUGAAUCCCGAAUAUGAUUAUUUAUUCAAGUUACUUCUGAUUGGCGACUCUGGGGUUGGAAAAUCUUGCCUCCUUCUUAGGUUUGCAGAUGAUACAUAUACAGAAAGCUACAUCAGCACAAUUGGUGUGGAUUUCAAAAUAAGAACUAUAGAGUUAGAUGGGAAAACAAUCAAGCUACAAAUUUGGGACACAGCAGGCCAAGAAAGAUUUCGAACAAUCACCUCCAGUUAUUACAGAGGAGCUCAUGGCAUCAUAGUUGUGUAUGAUGUGACAGAUCAGGAGUCCUUCAAUAAUGUCAAACAGUGGCUUCAGGAAAUAGAUCGUUAUGCCAGUGAAAACGUCAACAAGUUGUUGGUAGGGAACAAAUGUGAUCUGACUACAAAGAAAGUAGUAGACUACACAACAGCAAAGGAAUUUGCUGAUUCCCUUGGAAUUCCAUUUUUGGAAACCAGUGCUAAGAAUGCAACGAAUGUAAAACUCUUCAUGACGAUGGCAGCUGAGAUUAAAAAACGAAUGGGCCCUGGAGCAACAGCUGGUGGCGCAGAGAAGUCCAAUGUUAAAAUUCAGAGCACUCCGGUCAAGCAGUCAGGUGGAGGCUGCUGCUAAAAUUUGCCUCCGUCUUUUUCUCACAGCAAUGAAUUUGCAAUCUGAACCCAAGUGAAAAA